Molecule: messenger RNA, 4390 nt
Organism: Hypanus sabinus (Atlantic stingray)
Lineage: Eukaryota; Metazoa; Chordata; Chondrichthyes; Myliobatiformes; Dasyatidae
Product: anoctamin-7-like
Exons: 21
Coding region: 474-2942 (822 amino acids)
Biological process (GO): chloride transmembrane transport
Cellular component (GO): plasma membrane
Molecular function (GO): chloride channel activity; protein dimerization activity
Source: RefSeq, a predicted model, not a curated record
UGCAAGGGAAAAGGAGCGCAGUAUUUAGAAAUUAUUCAGUUUUACCUACUGUCGCCCCGGGAAUUGUUAAGGAAUUGCACACUUCAUUAAAAAUAUCCAGCCGAUCCGACACCGCUGGUCACUGUGGCGCUGGACUGCUACCAGUCAAUCUCCCUGAUUAUGUUUAUGGAUAAAAUAGACCCCACAGCCUGAAUCUAACAUUGACAUUAAGGGGUGACUUUCAGAAGACACAAGGUUAAAAUCCCAACUACUAGCUGCUGACAAGGGCUUCAGCCCCUCCCAUUUCACCUUAGCCCCACAACGGCGCCACUUACGGGUCAGAGUCCCAUGAACUUCAACGAGACGGUGGCAGUUUCCUGUCUAUAAAUAGAAGAAACGAGGAAGCAGCCAGAACAGGUUCGGGUUGCAGCCGAACGGGCUCACCUGUGUUUACUUCGCUAGCUGUGUAGAGUUGAAGGCUUGCGUGAAGCGCAAUGGACGGAACUGAGAAGCUCCGGGUGAUCGACUACGUGCUAAUUUACGAGGACAACGAUGAUCACUUGUUCGCGAGGGAGCGAAUGGAGUUUCUGCGCGAAGUUAAAAAGACUGGACUCUGCCUGGUCCCCGACGUGACCGAGCGGACCGGGGGAAACACAGAGGUAGAAGACGACGCAAACAGGCGGAAAGAACGGAGACACUCAAAACAGAUUAUUAAGAUCUUCGCCCCGUUUAAUGUACUGAGCCAAGCAGCUGAAAAAAUGAGAUUAAAAAUGCCCUUGGAUAUAGAGGUUACAAAGAUAUCAGCAAUGAACAGGGAUACAAGAAGAUCAACAGUUAUCCUAAAAACAAUGCUGAAGUAUUUGGAGACAGAUGAUGAAGCCGACUAUUUUAGUGCGCCUUAUAAACAUGACAAGCGAAACCUAUUCAAAGGAGCUGCUGACGAGACCACAUUUUUUCGACCAGCUGUGAGAUCUCUAAUUGUUAAUUAUAUUCUAAAUGGGAUCCAAAUGCCCCGAGAAUGCCACAAAGUUAAAGAGGAACUUAAUGAAGAUGUAGAAAUGCAGUGUUUUGUCCAGCCAAGGAACGUAAGGAAAGAUCUUGUGACUGAUGGAAAAACAAAAUUGAUUUGCAGUCUACCAUAUUUGUUGAUGAAGAAAGCAUUUACGUCUGCAUUCACACUGCAUGAAGGACCCGAACCUAACUUUAAAAUGAAUAUCAGUGCAUCUUCAACACAAGGAAGUGCUGGUCAUCACAACAGCUGGACGGAUCUUAAUAUUCUGUGGGCUAAUGCUUACAGAUUUCAACCAUUAUGGAAGAUUAGAAACUAUUUUGGUGAAAAGAUUGCAUUUUAUUUUGCUGUGAUGGAAGUGCUUUUACUCCUCUUAAUUGUACCUGCACUCGUUGGCUUGGCUAUUUUCGGUUAUGGCCUUUAUUACAGUGUUUCCUGUAACAAGGCCAUCAGUAAUAUUAACACAUUCUUGCAUGGGUUUAGUUGUAACUUGGUCUGUUCAACUCCAAGUAUGGUCCCAGAAGUUGCCGAAAGAGCAGUGAAUCUGAUCAGGUCUGUAUGUGACAAUAUUGCUCAAAGGAAGAGGAAUAUUGAACAAAUAAUAAAUGGGACAUGUGCUUUUGAGAACCACUAUAAUUGUACUUUUCAGGUGCUGCCAGAUGAUAUCUUCACUGUGUUCAACUCUUCUUUUGACAAUCAUGCUUCUCCAGCAUUUGGAUUUUUCAUUUGUUUUUGGGGGACAAUAUUUUUGGAAUUCUGGAAGAUGAAGAAUGCAGAACUUGUGUAUGAGUGGGAUGUUGAAGACUAUGAAAGUGAUGAACUAGUGAGACCUGAAUUUUACGGAACAGAGCCGGACCCAAUCACAGGUGAACCUGAAGCCUUCUACUCACCUUGCAGACAACACCUAAAAUAUGUGCUUUCAUUUUCAGUGGGAAUUCUAAUGGUGGGCUGGGUAUUCAUCAGCGUCUUGGCAGUGGUCAUUUAUAAAACCUGGGCUAGAUUUCGAGUGACAGAGUCCAACUCGUUCGAAUAUUUUCUCUUAACUACUGUUGUUAGUUCGUUACUUAAUGCAUUAUCCAUUUCAGUAAUGGGAAAAAUAUAUCAGUUGAUCGCAGUUAAAAUGACCAAAUGGGAAAACCACAGGACUCAGACUGAAUAUAAUGAUGCCCUGAUAUUAAAGUUAUUUGCCUUCCAGUUUGCCAAUAGUUACUCACCUCUGUUUUACAUUGCAUUUCUGAGACCGAACAACGAGCAGAUGUUCACAUCAAUUAAUUUGCCUGGAUUGGAGGACAACUGUGGACAGCUGAACAAUUGCAUGGUGGAACUUAGUUUUCAAGUACUUACAUUAAUAAUCACAGAAACACUUCCAAAAUUUGUAAACGAUAAUAUUGUACCAUUGCUUAAAGGCAUGAUGAACAGAUGGUGUGGCAAAAGCAAAAUACUCUCUGUGAAAGACUGUAACAAUAUAGAUGAGUAUAUUUUGCUGGAAGACAGGAAACCAGAUCUUGGAGACUUCACUUUGGAGGAGUACACUGUAAAGGUCAUCCAGUAUGGCUACAUGAUGCUUUUUGCUGCUUGUUUCCCACUGGGACCUUUGGUUUUCUUACUAACCAUCUGGUUAGACAUGCAUUUGGACGCCAAACGACUGCUGCGGAUAUACAAACGCCCCAUUGCUCAUAUGGCUCAAGACAUUGGUCACUGGUUCACAAUUUUGGAUGUAAUUAAUUGUGUGGCGGUGGUGACCAAUGGCUGCCUCAUUGUAUUCACUUCAGAAUCUGGGAGGGAGAAGCCUUUUUAUGAAAAACUUCGCUGUCUGAUUAUAUUUGAGCAUGCUUUGUUUAUAGUGAAAUUUCUGCUGUCAACAUUCCUGCCAGGCAUUUCCAAAAGAAUAAAAGAAGCAAUAAGAAGGGAAAAAUAUGAAGCACAAAAGAUAAUGGAAGCUAAAACACAAUAAAUCCUACAACAAUAAUAAACAGAGUAAACGGAGUAGGAGCUAGAGGAACAGACUCCCUCCUUUGAGAGUGACACCUUGAUGUGACUGUCUGCAAACUCACUCCUGAAACCUCUCGACCCCUUCCCCCCCCAACUCUCCCUCAGCUUUUUCACCCACAGCACUGUCCUGUUGAGUGGUAAGGUACCAUUUUGUUGUUAAAUGAGUACUUCCACAAAUCUUUCAAUGUGAAUUAAAUGUUUAUGGUUAAAACCACAGAAUGAAGGUGUUUGUCCUGACGAAGGGUCUCGGCCCGAAACGUCGACAGUGCUUCUCCCUGUAGAUGCUGCCUGGCCUGCUGCGUUCCACCGGCAUUUUGUGUGUGUUGCUUGAAUUUCCAGCAUCUGCAGAUUUCCUAGUGAAUGAAGAUGUUUGUUAAAUUUCUGUAAUUGCUACAAUAAAUUAUUGAUUAACGACAUACACUGCAGUUAUAAAGAUUCUGAGGCUGGGGCAAGAGAUGCUCUUUCUCUGUACACUGCUAUCAGUACAGCACUUUUCUGCAUGUAAUAUUUGACCAGUGUUGACUAUUGUACAUUUGUAACUGUGCCAAUGACCUUGGAUAUAAACGAUAAAUCAUUUUGAUAGUGUGGAUGUCUUAAAUUAAUGUUUGUAGUUCUACUACUUCAGAAUAAAUCAGUGAUUUUGUAUCAAAUGUAGCUUUAAAAUGCCUUUAUUUAUUACAUGUUGAACAAAGUAAUCUUUUUGCAGAGAUCUAACAUACAUAUUUGGUGAUUGGCUCAUUCCAAAGAGAACAACAUAUGUAAAGUACAAGUCUGAUUAUUACAAAGCUCUUCUGAAUACCUGUGAUGUAAAACUUUCUCUGCAAUGUUUUAGCAUGUUAUUCUGUCAAAACCUUUCUGUACUGACUGGGAGGAAGAAAUAGCCUCCAGAAGCUGCUGGGAUACGCCAUUAAUUGAAGCAUUCAAAGGAUAUUUGAAGCUUUAUGACAGAUAGAGGUAUGAAUUGCUCUCAGCUCAGUGUUUCUAGUAAAGCCAAAGUUUAAUGUUUAAAUUUUCUAAUAGAAUUAAGUAAAAGUUUAAUGAAUUACUUAUUAUUAAAAAAAAGGAUGCUGAGGUCAGAUGUAGCUGUUUGUGCUAUCACUGAAAUGGAAAACUAUUGUAAUUAUUGCUCAUGUUUAUUGUGCAAUUUGGAAAUAAUGGUCAAUAAUCUACUAAAAUGUCUUCAAGAUUAUUAUUAUCAUGCUUAAGGCAAACUCUCCUGUAAAAGAAAGAAUAGUUGCAUUGCAUAUUGGAAUGUUAGAAUAAUAAUGAACCAGAUCAAAAAAGGAGAUGAUUUUUAAAUUGUGUAGAUUAAAGAAAGGACUAAAGCUGUGUGAGGAAAGGGGCUCCAGGUUCAGAGAGGAGGGUCUGAAUAACAAUGAGUUCCAUGCAGGGAGGAGUAGAAGCUUCUGC